Rana temporaria (common frog) is the source of this 2706-nucleotide messenger RNA. RefSeq names its product PR/SET domain 8 (gene PRDM8). Gene Ontology annotation, biological process: regulation of DNA-templated transcription. NCBI's taxonomy places the organism in Eukaryota, Metazoa, Chordata, Amphibia, Anura, Ranidae. The transcript has 4 exons. The coding region runs from base 329 to 2107 and encodes 592 amino acids. Gene Ontology annotation, molecular function: protein binding. The record is from RefSeq and is a predicted model, not a curated record. Gene Ontology annotation, cellular component: nucleus.
AAGUGUGUGUCUGUGUGCCAGUCAGUCACUGCGUCGGGUCCAUCUGCACAACUCCUUGUCUUCCUCUUUUUUUCCCCCCCUUCCCUUCUUUCGGGUUUCUCUCUGCUCGUGUUUACUCCUUUUUUUUUUUUCACCCCCCCCCUCCCAUUCAUCUGCUUCUCAAUCCAGCAAAGACAGAGGCACACAAGCACGUCUUGCUCCUGCCAUGGAAAUACUACAGUAAUACGACCCACAUUUAGGGGGGGACACAAGGAGAGGACAACUCCUUCUAGUCCUUCUGGAUAUCCUUAUACCUUGGACUAUACAGUGACACUUUUUUUUGGUGGAUAUGUCAGUCAUGGAUGACACUGGCGUUCAUAAAGCAAUUUGGGAUGGUGAUGCCAAAGCUGUUCAGCAAUGUCUGACGGAUAUAUUUACAAGCGUCUACACCACGUGUGACAUCCCAGAAAAUGCCAUCUUUGGUCCCUGCGUGCUGAGCCACACUUCGCUGUAUGACAGUAUAGCCUUCAUCGCCCUCAAAUCUACUGAUAAGAGGACAGUACCCUACAUAUUCCGGGUGGACACUUCAGCUGCAAAUGGAUCCUCUGAGGGACUGAUGUGGCUCCGUCUGGUUCAGUCUGCUAGAAACAAAGAAGAACAAAAUCUGGAAGCCUACAUCAAAAACGGACAACUGUUCUACAGAUCCCUGCGCAGGAUUUCCAAAGACGAGGAACUGUUAGUUUGGUAUGGGAAGGAACUGAUUGAUCUGCUUCUUCUCAACCCCAGCAGGACCCAAGCAAAAACUGCAGGAUCAUCUCAGUUGACCUGUUUGGAGUGUAACCAGAGGUUCCAGUAUGAUUUCCCCUAUGCCGCUCAUGUGAGAUUUCGCUGUCCUAAGAGACUCCACACUUUAGAUUCCAACUCAGAGCAACCAGGCAAGGACACUAGGGAAAUAGAGCCUCGAAACGCCAUGAUCUCUACAGUCAAAUACAACAAACUUUCAAUUUACCAGCCUCAAAAAGAGAAUCACAAGCCCACCACAGACUUUCAUAACUUGGCCAGAGACUUGGAGAAUUGUAGAGGCUCUAGUUCAUCUUCGUUCCGGUCUACUCCUUCACCCAAGUCUAAUUUAUCAAGACAGGACUCUGAGAGCACCGCUGAGAGUCUCCAUAAAGCCAAAAGAAAGUAUGAUGACCACCUGGAGGACAUCAGAUCCAAAAGGAUUGACCCAUCUGGGAGGUUUCUGGACAGGCCAACGCCUUCUUCCAAAGAGGAUUUAGUGUGCAGCCCUCAGUCUUUUAGAGGGAACUCUUACUUCAAUGUGAAUGAAGGUGGACAGUUAUAUGCUCCUCCAAGCCCAGAGACAGGAGAAGCCAAAAGAAGUGCUUUUGUAGAAGUAAAAAAUUCAUCAAGAGGAGUUGAAGAAAAUAAUUCAAGCACAGAUGGCAAAUCUAUAUCUCCUGCCCAUGCCAGCAGCCCAAAUGAAGACAAAAGGCUACAUGUCAGGCCGGAAAACCGAGCAGGGGACAGCCCUAUCAUGGGCAGUGCUUUUACCAGUGUAGCCCAGAUAUCAAACCCAGAGCAGGAGAGAAAAAGUGCUUUUUCUCAGCCAACCAGAAGCAGCUUCAACCAUGUAGCCCCUUUGCAGGUGAUGGGACAAAAACUGGUGUCUAGUGGGGUAGGCUUGGAUUGCCACACAGACAGCGUUGGGCAACCAAGGCUGUUCCAGACUGACUCUCUAUCACUCAAGAUGUCAAACCCUGAACUGAAUGGCAACUGCACACUUCCAGGAAGCUUGCCAAAACAAAGUCCAUUCCUCUUUGCCACCACGUUUUGGCCAAAGAGCUCAGCUGCACCUCUCCAGCUGCAGCUGCCUUCUACACUUACUCUAUUGCCUCCUUCUUUCACCUCUUUAUGCCUGCCAGCUCAAAACUGGUGUGCCAAAUGCAACGCUUCUUUCAGGAUGACCUCGGACCUAGUGUAUCAUAUGAGGUCCCACCACAAAAAGGAAUAUGCCAUGGAACCCCUGGUGAAGAGGAGGAGAGAGGAGAAACUCAAGUGCCCCAUAUGCAAUGAGUCCUUCAGGGAACGUCACCACCUAUCAAGGCACAUGACCUCUCACAAUUGAACUUUUGAAUAACUUUGCUACUAGAACUUUUAAAGACUCACACACAGUGACAACACAGGGUCAUGGAUGUCUUGAUCCUACCUUGAGUGUGUUGGGUUGUUUUCUUUAUCUGAAUGCACGCAUUUUCACUUUCCAAGAGUACAUUUUUUAAAAAUGUCAUAUAUAUUGCAGCAUAUUGAUGCAUUUGUCAUAUCUUUCUACUUUAAAUUAUGGAGCACUUAUGAUUUAGAUGUUAAUGUAUUUAAAGGGUUAUGUUUACCUUAUCAGACAGCACCUGGGUGGGACAUAGUUAGCUUGUGCAUUACCUGCUGGCCUGUUCUCACCUAAACAAUCAGUGUGGAUAUUACAGUGGACGUUGCAAUGACCAAGGCGAUGCAUGACUUAUAUCACACAACUGUAUGGACUUCAGACAGACUGUCAUCAACGUGUAUUUCUUUUUGAAACAAAGUGUAAUUUUGUGCCAGUUGCAACCUUAUUCUUUUUCUUUUCCCCAUAUCCCUCAAACUAAAGGAAAAAAAAAAAAGAUUUUAUUAAACUGUAUAGUUUAUCUGAGUAUGUUGAAUGCUUUGACAAUAAAUUGCUUUAUUUUCUGCUAACCA